Tympanuchus pallidicinctus (lesser prairie-chicken) is the source of this 1786-nucleotide messenger RNA. RefSeq names its product aladin WD repeat nucleoporin (gene AAAS). Gene Ontology annotation, biological process: nucleocytoplasmic transport. The record is from RefSeq and is a predicted model, not a curated record. Gene Ontology annotation, molecular function: protein binding. Gene Ontology annotation, cellular component: nuclear pore. NCBI's taxonomy places the organism in Eukaryota, Metazoa, Chordata, Aves, Galliformes, Phasianidae.
CGGUGCCGGUUCGCCAUGUGCUCCCUGGCGCUGUCCCCCCCGCCCCCCCCGGGCGCCGUCACCCUCUGUGAGUUUAACAACGCUCUGCUCUGCGGGCGGCGGGGGGAGCCGCUGCCGCUCGACUUCCAGAGCCUGCUGGCAGCGCUGCCCGCUCUCACUCUGCCUGAGGACGGUCUGAAGGGUCCCGGCCGCCCCGAAUCGGGGGCUCAGCCCUUCCUGCACCACCGCGAGGCCCUGUGGAAGAGGGUCCUGUGUGCCUGGCGGGACGGGGGGCUGUGUGGGCUGCUGAAGGAGAUCGUCAGCGCCGAGGAGGAGGGGCUGCAGUGGGCGAAGACGGCGCUGAGCUGCGUUCUGACCGCGUGCCGAUGGCUCUCCUCCCUGCACGGCUCCCUCCUCCCACAUCUCUCGCUGACCAGUGAGGAUAUGAUUGCUGCCUUCUCCCAGGCGGUCGACUGGGCCGGCUGCAGCGUCCGUGCCUUCGCCUGGCAUCCACACACCAGCAAAUUCGCCGUGGCUCUGCUGGACGACUCCGUGCGGGUCUACAACUCGAGCAGGUUUCCCUGCUCCCCCGGCAGGUCUCGGCAGGCAUAUAAAGCCCUCCUUAAGAGAAGACUCUCCCGGCUCAUGCUGCGGCCCAAGCAGCGCUGCCCCGCUGAGCCGCUCUCCCCCAGUUGGAAUUUCAAGCCAACAAGUGCCAGAUCUCCCCCCGGGCUGUGGGCACUGAAUCACACAAGUGCCACCAUCCCAUCGCUGAAGCAUCGCCUGCAGAGGAACGUGGCCGCCGUCGCCUGGAAGCCGCUGUGUGCCUCCAUCCUGGCCGUCGCCUGCCAGAGCUGCGUCCUCGUGUGGCACCUGGACCCCACGUCCCUCUCCACCAGACCCUCAUCUGGCUGCGCUCAGGUGCUGUCCUACCCUGGGCACAGCCCCGUCACCAGCCUGGCGUGGGCACCCAGCGGGAAGCUGCUGCUCUCGGCCUCACCUGUGGACACGGCCAUGCUGGUGUGGGAUGUGUCCACCGAGAACUGCGUCCAGCUGCAGUGGUUUGGGGGCGGUGGGGUCACCUUCUUGGCGUGGUCCCCCGAUGGCAGCAAGGUCCUGGCAGCCACCCCUUCAGCAGUGUUCAAAGUGUGGGAAGCUCAGAUGUGGACGUGUGAGAAGUGGCCCACGAUCAAAGGGCGCUGCCAGACGGGGUGUUGGAGCCCUGAUGGCAGCCGGCUGCUCUUCACAGUGCUGGGGGAGUCCGUCAUCUACUCCUUGUCCUUCUCUGAGUACAGGGGGGACAUGCAGGGCCAGGUGGGAGGUUCGAAAACAGCUUCCAUCGUGGCAGAUCUGUCAGAGACCACCUUCGAGACGCCCUACGGGGAGGAGAGGGUCGGCGGAGCUGUGCAGUCCAUGGUGUGGGACCCCACCGGGGAGCGGCUGGCUGUGAUCAUCCGAGGAGAUCCCAGCGCUGCGGGGACGCAAACCGUGGUGGCCGUGUUCCGUAUCCGCAACAGCCCCGUGUUUGAGCUCCUGCCGUGCGGAUUCCUGAGGGGGGAGCAGAGCGCGGAGCCGCAGCUCAUCGCCUUCCACCCCUGCUUCGAGAAGGGAGCGCUGCUGACUGUGUGCUGGUCCACGGGGACCAUCAGCCACAUCCCCUUCUUCUUCCUGAGCUCCCGCCUGCCCUACGGCAGCCCCGGCCGCAGCCCCGCCGUGGUGACGGCCAGCAGCAGCGUGAGGGAGCAGCCGCUCUUCUCGGAGCUCUGACAGCAGCUCAGGACGUUUGGGAUCCAUUGCAGUUCCCUGU